Dentiscutata heterogama is the source of this 1131-nucleotide messenger RNA. Lineage: Eukaryota; Fungi; Glomeromycota; Glomeromycetes; Diversisporales; Gigasporaceae. The record is from the annotation of a GenBank genome assembly.
CCAAAUAUGGCUGUUGCUGUGGUGAUAAAUUAUUUGUAAAAUCAAUAAAAGGACGAAUAGCUAGAGACAAGGUUUCAUUUGUAAGAGGACGAAUAGCUGGAGACGAGGUUUCAUUUGUAAGAGGACGAAUAGCUGGAGAAAAAGUUUCGGGGACCAAAGUUUCAGAUGAUAAAGGUUUGGUGCAUUCAUAUGGUGGCAUGAUUAUUUGUGUUUCAAUUAAAACUAAAGCCUUUUUUGUAUCCAACCUUUGUGCUACAUCACUCGCAAAAAUAGAAAUGAUACUAUGGUAUUCUUUACAUUUUCGUACCUUAUUAAUAAGAACUAUUAUAAUUGUUUCAAUAUUCACGUCUUUAUAUAUUCUCAAUGUAUCGAUAUUACUUGAAUCUCCGAACACCAAUCUGAAUGACAUAGCUUCGCAAUCCAAUGAAAAAGGUACUACAGUUACUCACGUUAAUCUAAAACUCACACAUACUAUCGAUGAUAAUGUUAAUACCACACUUCAACAAGUUAAUGACACUCAAAUUGAUAAUACGGAAUUUAAUGACGCGAAAACUGAUGAUAAAGUAGAUAAUGUUCAAGUAGAUAAUACUCAAGUAAAUGAUACUCAGCCUGAUACUCAGCUUGAUACUCAGCUUGAUACUCAACUUGAUACUCAGAUCACGACUCAUGAUAAGCAAGUUGAUAAUACUCAACUUAAAGACACGCAAGAUACACAGGUUGAUGAUACUCAACUUAAAGAUACGCAGGUUGAUGAUACUCAGCUUAAUAAUACGCUGACGCAGACUGAUAUUCAACUUAAUGAUAAGAAGGCUGAUGAUACUCAAUAUAAUGAUGAUACGAAGGUUGAUAAGCAAUUUAAUAUUACUCAAGUUGAUGAAAUUCAAUUAAAUAAUACGCAAGUUAACAACACACUAGAUGUCACAUUUACGCAAUCUGAUACACGACUUAAUGCAGUGAUAAUCGUUCUUGUUCGAAACUCUGAAUUACACCAAUUACGAAAAACGAUGAGAUCUUUUGAAGAUAGGUGGAAUAAAAAGUAUAAUUAUCCUUAUGUGUUUCUUAAUGAUCAAGAGUUUACUCAAGAAUUUAAAACUAUGACAGCAGCUCUUACAAGUGCUGAAACAUUUUAUG